Miniopterus natalensis is the source of this 2612-nucleotide messenger RNA. RefSeq names its product phosphatidylinositol 4-kinase beta (gene PI4KB). NCBI's taxonomy places the organism in Eukaryota, Metazoa, Chordata, Mammalia, Chiroptera, Miniopteridae. Gene Ontology annotation, molecular function: 1-phosphatidylinositol 4-kinase activity. Gene Ontology annotation, biological process: phosphatidylinositol phosphate biosynthetic process; phosphatidylinositol-mediated signaling. Gene Ontology annotation, cellular component: cytoplasm; membrane. The record is from RefSeq and is a predicted model, not a curated record.
CACUAAUCAGUAUGUGUAUGUGUCUCCCUUUCUGUUCCUUUUUCCUUCCUUCCUGUAGCUUGGAAGCUCGAAGUCUGGCUGUGGCCAUGGGAGAUACGGUAGUGGAGCCUGCCCCCCUGAAGCCAACUUCUGAGCCCACUCCUGGGUCACCAGGAAAUAAUGGGGGCUCCUUGCUAAGUGUCAUCACGGAGGGGGUCGGGGAACUAUCUGUGAUUGACCCCGAGGUGGCCCAAAAGGCCUGCCAGGAGGUGCUGGAGAAGGUCAAGCUUUUGCAUGGAGGCGUGGCCGACUCUAGCAGAGGCGCUUCACAGGAACUGGUCAAUGGGGAUGGUGUGGACAGUGCUAUCCGCUGCCUGGACGAUCCUCCUGCCCAGAUAGCAGAGGAGGAAGAUGAGAUGGGGGCCACUGUGACCUCGGGCACAGCCAAGGGAGCGAGAAGGCGGCGGCAGAACAACUCAGCCAAACAGUCUUGGCUGCUGAGGCUGUUUGAGUCAAAACUAUUUGACAUCUCCAUGGCCAUUUCAUACCUGUAUAACUCCAAGGAGCCUGGAGUGCAAGCCUACAUCGGCAACCGGCUCUUCUGCUUUCGCAACGAGGACGUGGACUUCUACCUGCCCCAGUUGCUUAACAUGUACAUACACAUGGAUGAGGACGUAGGUGAUGCCAUCAAGCCCUACAUAGUCCACCGCUGCCGCCAGAGCAUUAACUUUUCCCUCCAGUGUGCCCUGCUGCUCGGGGCCUACUCUUCAGACAUGCACAUUUCCACUCAGCGACACUCCCGUGGGACCAAGCUACGGAAGCUGAUCCUCUCCGAUGAGCUGAAGCCAGCUCACCGAAAGAGGGAGCUGCCCUCCUUGAGCCCAGCCCCUGACACAGGGCUGUCUCCCUCUAAAAGGACUCACCAGCGCUCUAAGUCAGACGCCACCGCCAGUAUAAGUCUCAGCAGUAACCUGAAACGGACAGCCAGCAACCCCAAGGUGGAGAAUGAGGAUGAGGAGCUCUCCUCCAGCACCGAGAGUAUUGAUAAUUCAUUCAGUUCCCCUGUCAGACUGGCUCCUGAGCGAGAAUUCAUCAAGUCCCUGAUGGCAAUCGGCAAGCGGUUGGCCACGCUCCCCACCAAGGAACAGAAAACACAGCGGCUGAUCUCAGAGCUCUCCCUGCUCAAUCAUAAGCUCCCUGCCCGAGUCUGGCUGCCCACUGCUGGCUUUGACCACCACGUGGUCCGCGUGCCCCACACCCAGGCUGUUGUCCUCAACUCCAAGGACAAGGCUCCCUACCUGAUCUAUGUGGAAGUCCUUGAAUGUGAAAAUUUUGACACCACCAAUGUCCCUGCCCGGAUCCCUGAGAACCGAAUCCGGAGCACACGGUCCGUAGAGAACCUGCCCGAAUGCGGUAUCACCCAUGAGCAGCGGGCAGGCAGCUUCAGUACUGUGCCCAACUAUGACAACGAUGAUGAGGCCUGGUCAGUGGAUGACAUAGGCGAGCUACAGGUGGAGCUCCCUGAAGUGCACACCAACAGCUGUGACAACAUCUCCCAGUUCUCUGUGGACAGCAUCACCAGCCAGGAGAGCAAGGAGCCUGUGUUCAUUGCAGCAGGGGACAUCCGACGGCGCCUUUCAGAGCAGUUGGCUCACACCCCCACAGCCUUCAAACGAGACCCAGAAGAUCCUUCUGCAGUUGCUCUCAAAGAGCCCUGGCAGGAGAAAGUGCGGCGUAUCAGAGAGGGUUCCCCCUACGGCCAUCUCCCUAAUUGGCGGCUCCUGUCAGUCAUUGUCAAGUGUGGGGAUGAUCUUCGGCAGGAGCUGCUGGCCUUCCAAGUGUUGAAGCAACUGCAGUCCAUUUGGGAACAGGAGCGAGUACCCCUGUGGAUCAAGCCAUACAAGAUUCUUGUGAUUUCGGCCGAUAGUGGCAUGAUUGAACCAGUGGUCAACGCUGUGUCCAUCCACCAGGUGAAGAAACAGUCACAGCUCUCCUUGCUUGAUUACUUCCUGCAGGAGCAUGGCAGUUACACCACUGAGGCAUUCCUCAGUGCCCAACGCAAUUUUGUACAAAGUUGCGCUGGCUACUGCUUGGUCUGCUACCUGCUGCAAGUCAAGGACAGGCACAAUGGGAACAUCCUUUUGGACGCAGAAGGCCACAUCAUCCACAUCGACUUUGGCUUCAUCCUGUCAAGCUCACCUCGAAACCUGGGCUUUGAAACGUCAGCCUUUAAGCUGACCACAGAGUUUGUGGACGUCAUGGGUGGCCUGGAUGGCGAUAUGUUCAACUACUAUAAGAUGUUGAUGCUGCAGGGGCUGAUUGCUGCUCGGAAACACAUGGACAAGGUGGUGCAGAUCGUGGAGAUCAUGCAGCAAGGUUCUCAGCUUCCUUGCUUCCACGGCUCCAGCACCAUCCGCAACCUCAAAGAGAGGUUCCACAUGAGCAUGACUGAGGAGCAGCUCCAGCUGCUGGUGGAACAGAUGGUGGACGGCAGCAUGCGAUCUAUCACCACCAAACUCUAUGAUGGCUUCCAGUACCUCACCAACGGCAUCAUGUGACACUCUUUCUGAGGCCCUAGAGUGGUGGGGCAUUCAGGGGACCCUCCCUGGGAGAAACCCCAAACCAGGAAACCC